This is a messenger RNA of Fusarium vanettenii 77-13-4, 1260 nucleotides long. RefSeq lists its product as uncharacterized. Bases 1 to 1260 code for a protein of 419 amino acids. Lineage: Eukaryota; Fungi; Ascomycota; Sordariomycetes; Hypocreales; Nectriaceae. Gene Ontology annotation, molecular function: monooxygenase activity. The record is from RefSeq and is a predicted model, not a curated record. Gene Ontology annotation, biological process: secondary metabolite biosynthetic process. The transcript is spliced from 5 exons.
AUGGUAACUGUGCCAAACACGUUCAACAAUGUGGAGCCAAUCCAGAGGUAUCCUUCAUCCGGACUGUCCAUCCUAAUUGUGGGUGGCGGCAUUGCAGGUCUCGGCAUGGCAAUCGAAGGAUACCGAAAGGGUCAUGAUGUUCGUGUUAUUGACCGCCGGCCUAAUUUCGAAGACUACGGCGACAUCAUUGGAAUUGGUGAUUCGGUUUUGAACACCAUGAAGAAUUGGCAAGGCUUCCUUGACGCGUGCUACGAAUCACCAUUCCCCAGGGAGUACCAUGCGUACAAAUUCGACGGUGGCUUCAUAGGGAAGCUAGGUGAAGGCCUGGGCAUGUGUCGAUCCCUCUUCCAUUCACUACUCCAUCAGUACACUCUACACCUCGGCAUUCCCAUCCGCCACGCUGCCAAGGCAGUUGACUAUUUCGAGACGGACGACCACGCUGGUGUCCAUCUCGAGGAUGCACUUACCCACUCGAACAAGCUCUCGAGUCCUUUGGUUGCUCAAGUCUGGAAAGACAUUGACUGCGAGUCUCGCCUAUACUUUGGCCCUGACGCCCACAUGGUUCUGGGAAAGACAAACAACGAAAUCAUAUGGAUGCUUACGCACAAGGAUGAUGGAGGUGCUGAAGAAGACUGGGCCAAGCCCACCGACCCUGAGAAGGCACUCCCUUACAUUGAGGGAUGGGCACCAUGGUUCAAAGACCUCAUCACCCUCACCCCAGAGGAUGGUGUCGUGGACUUUAAGCUCAUGUGGCGUAACCCAAAAGAGAAAUGGGUUUCCCCAAAGGCCAGAGUCGUUCAGAUCGGAGACUCGGCUCACACCUUUCUCCCCACUUCUGCAAGCGGUGCAACCAUGGCUCUUGAAGAUGCCUUUUCUCUCGCGGCUCUUCUUCAGCUGAGUGGAAAGAGUAAUGCUCCUCUGGCUCUCAGAGUCCAGAACAAACUUAGAUUCGAGAGAGUGACUUGCGCCCAGAAGAUGGGCUUCAAAAACAGGGAGAACUUUCACAACACCGACUGGGACGCUGCCGCCAAAGACCCUUCUUUGAUUCUCAAGCAGGUCGAUAAAUGGGUGUCCCAUCAUGAUGCCGAGCAGUACGCAUAUGAAAUGUACGGCAAGUGCGCGAAUUACAUUGUUGGUGGGACUCCAUUCGAGAACACAAACACGCCUCCUGGUCAUGUAUUCAAGCUUUGGACUGUCAGUGAGCUAUUGGACCUUGCCGAGCGUGGGGAAAAGAUUGUCGACGACGGGGACUGGUCUUGA